AGGAAACUGCAACACUCGCAACACAAAACCCCCGUGCUACGGCACAGUCUCCACUUCCAGCCUCUGCCUCCACCGCCGGCCGUUUGACUCCGAUUUGGAAAUUUUGCUUAUCAAGAAGCCUGAGAAUUGAAAUAUGUCCGGUGGCCCUGGUCUUGAGUCGCUUGUUGAUCAAAUUAUUUCAGUUAUCACAAAUGAUGGACGCAAUAUUGUGGGAGUCUUGAAAGGCUUUGACCAGGCUACUAAUAUCAUUCUUGAUGAGUCUCAUGAACGAGUUUUCUCAACAAAGGAGGGUGUUCAGCAACUUGUGCUGGGAUUGUAUAUAAUCAGGGGCGACAACAUAAGCAUAGUCGGGGAACUAGAUGCAGAUCUUGAUUCGAGCCUGGACUGGUCGAAGAUGAGAGCAUAUCCUCUGAAGCCUGUCAUCCAUUGACUGAUUGUAGAAGUCAUAGAGAUGUUGUAGACUUGAGGGGUAAAUUGUGGCUAUCCGAACAAAUGUGUUAAGUAUAGGGGGUAUUUAAUGAUGGAGCUUCGGGUUUGUAAUUGCUCAUUCAGAUUUCUAAUAUGUGAGUGUCAUUCUACAUAGGCUCUAGACAAUGUUCCUGUUCUAUCCUUUCCAAAAUGCUGAUGCAACAGAGCAGAACUUACCUGCAAGAAUAUGACAAUGCUAUUAUAUUACCUCAUUUUGAAUUCAUUCUAAAGCCAACAUGUUUGCGUUGU
Argentina anserina (silverweed cinquefoil) is the source of this 717-nucleotide messenger RNA. RefSeq names its product sm-like protein LSM8. Gene Ontology annotation, cellular component: U4/U6 x U5 tri-snRNP complex; precatalytic spliceosome; U6 snRNP. Gene Ontology annotation, biological process: mRNA splicing, via spliceosome. Gene Ontology annotation, molecular function: RNA binding. The transcript has 6 exons. The coding region runs from base 134 to 430 and encodes 98 amino acids. The record is from RefSeq and is a predicted model, not a curated record. NCBI's taxonomy places the organism in Eukaryota, Viridiplantae, Streptophyta, Magnoliopsida, Rosales, Rosaceae.